AUUACUGGUCUAAGGUCUCAGCCUAAUCAAUUCAUUUUUGGUCGAGUCACUUUUUGAGUUUUGGUUAUGAAUUGCGUGGAGUGACUGAACAGUAUUUUUAUUAUAGAAAUAUCUAUUAAGCAGUGUUGUUUCUAUUUAUUCUAUUAAAUUUAAUUUAUUAACUAAUUCAUCAUGAAUGUUGAUACUUCAAAUUUGAACCCAAAUGAUUGGAUGAAUGAGGAGCUAAGUACGGGAACUUCCAUUAUGGCUGUAGAAUUUGAUGGUGGGGUUGUCAUUGGAGCUGAUUCGAGAACUACAACCGGAUCUUACAUCGCCAAUCGUGUGACUGACAAACUGACAAAGAUCACCGACAAUAUCUACUGCUGUCGGUCCGGCUCGGCUGCUGACACCCAGGCCAUCGCCGAGAUUGUCGCCUAUCAUCUCGAAUUCUACACAACUGAAAUUGGCGAAGAGCCUCUGGUGGAGACGGCGGCGGCCAUCUUCCGAGAGAUGUGCUACACUUACAGAGGUCAGCUGAUGGCUGGGAUCAUCGUGGCCGGCUGGGACAGCGUCAAGGGAGGACAGGUGUACGACAUACCGCUGGGAGGUAUGAUAAUUCGUGAACGAGUCAGCAUGGGUGGGUCUGGCAGCUCCUAUGUGCUGGGAUAUAUUGACGCCAACUACAAACCCAACAUGGCCAAGGAAGACUGCAUCAAGCUUGUCAGCAAUACUCUAACGCUGGCUAUGAGCCGCGAUGGAUCCAGUGGAGGCAUUGUUCGGCUGGGAGUCAUAGAGGCUGGCAAACCAAUCGUCAGAACUACCAUCCCUGGCAACAAACUCGUCAGAUUCUAUAGUGGAGAAUAAGUAGCCUAUUUUUUGUAUCAACAUAAUUUCAAUCAAUAUUUUUUUUACUAAUCGUUCUUCAGCUUUGUUAUGGCGCUGAUGGUUUUCAAUUAUACAUUAAAAAUAGCUAAAUUCGAAAA
Nilaparvata lugens (brown planthopper) is the source of this 962-nucleotide messenger RNA. RefSeq names its product proteasome subunit beta type-6. Gene Ontology annotation, molecular function: threonine-type endopeptidase activity. The transcript has 6 exons. Bases 172 to 843 code for a protein of 223 amino acids. Gene Ontology annotation, cellular component: proteasome core complex. NCBI's taxonomy places the organism in Eukaryota, Metazoa, Arthropoda, Insecta, Hemiptera, Delphacidae. The record is from RefSeq and is a predicted model, not a curated record.